AUGCCAAUUCCUUCUACGUACGACGAGCAGCACCGUGAUAUUUUGCGUUCCCUCGCCAAAUAUAUCGAGCGGAAUAAUCCCCACCACCCACCGUUUGAAACUAUUUUUAACGAGCCUCUUAUACUUCAUCGGUAUGUUUCGCAAAUGCGGGUGAACUGGCUGGAGGUGUCCUCAGCAGUCAACAUCGAUCGAAACCGUGCGUACCACUGGUAUUAUGAAACCCAUCUGCGUAAGAUUAUAGAUGCCAAGGUCACCUUUGAUGACAAAGAGAUAAUUAGAGAUAUGAUCUUGAAAGGGAUCGAGGACAAAAGCAUUCUGGCAAGCGAUUUUCAAGCACGAAUCAAGAGCAGAAUGAGCAAGGAGUACCAUCGCGCGGAAUUUACUAUGACAUAUAACAAUAUCCUCCGGAGUAAGGCGGUGAAGAUGGCGAUGAUGAAGGCAGGAGUAUCUCUUUCUGGAAAGAAGACAAGACUAGACAUAACAGAUGAGUUCUGUGCGCGUCGGACGAAGGGAAGCACGCUAAUGUACUCGGGCACUUCUGGCGCGUCAUCUCCGAAUUACGUAGCAUACAACGGGCAGAAAACGCACGGAUCUAGCAUUGUUGGCUUGCCGGGAUCCAGGAUGGGAGCCCUCACGCCACAAAGCAGGGGGUCCCACAGCGAUAUUAACAUAGGCCCAGGAGCGCAUAGUGUAGGCUUUACCAGCACAAUGCACUCACACGCGUCUACCCCUGGCUACUAUACGCCGCGCACAUACGGCACCGAGGUGCAGACCCCGGUUGGAUACGAAGAGGGCGAGGGGGCAAGUCUGGACUCCCAUCUCAGUGACAACAUGCGGUUAUCCUUUCCGUCUAUUGACAUUGGAGGUAAUAAGCAAGUGCUGGACGGCAGCGGCCUGGGCUUAUCGAGCAUUCCAGACCCGUCCUUGAUCCCCAAUUCUUAUUAUCUUAGAACACAGGCCCAGCAUGCGCCGAACUGGCGCGGGGUCAAUACCCUUGCCUCCGGGGAUUUUUCUAAGCACAUUCCUCUGACCAUGUAUCAACAGCUCAGGCAGGAUCAGCCGCUUAAUAACUAUGUGGGUGCCCCCCAAGGAAACAUGUUUCCGCAUCGGAGUAACCGGUUAAGUUAUGAAUCGUCCCCUAUCAUGGUUGCUGAUAACGGGACUCCUCUGCAGCAGCCUCAUUCAGCGGGUCUGUACAUCGAAAACAUCCCUCCUGCGGGACAGCAGUCUGUACCACCUACCGAUGACCACCGUCAGUACCCCGCUGGACUGUCGCACAACGGAACCAGCAUGUCGUGCAAUCAUAGCAUUAACGUUGGGUACCCUUCCAAUAUGAGCAACGGCGGUAACUCCAUAUCGAACAUGGGCAUGUGCUUUCAAGGGCAGAUGCAUCAUGUGCCCAGCUUCUUGAACUUCGUACCCAACAGUAUGCAGCAUACCAUGCCACUCGGAGUCGAUGCUUCGUUUACUGCGUACGCACCGUACGGCGGCAUGCAGAAUGCCGUCGGUAUUAAUCGCAACGAGACGCCAUUAUCCUUCGGAGAGAUCGAUCCAUUCUCCUCUCAGCAGGCCGUCAAAAUGCCUCUAGAGUUCCUGGACGGCUUCUCCUCCACAAGAACAACCACCAUGCCCGGUUUAGCUAUGUCUCAGUCCGGAGCUGAACCUGAAUCCGGUGAGGUAGGUUAUUUCAAGACAGCCCCUGCUCCGAUGUAUACGGAUGGCAGGGAGUACAGUAUAGGGGCGGCCUCCAAUGAAAGCGGAGCGCCAAUCAAAGAAGUCAGGGAAGCUCGAGAGGCCACGAAUCCCAUUGUUUCAGAAUCAAACCAACAGGAGGUCAAGAAGGAUGACUUUCCAUGGGAUCAGCUUGGGGAAAAACUAAAGCCCUUGUGGGACAGGUCAUCAGCGGCCCUGUUAGAGUAA
Giardia duodenalis is the source of this 1920-nucleotide messenger RNA. RefSeq lists its product as uncharacterized. Lineage: Eukaryota; Fornicata; Diplomonadida; Hexamitidae. Bases 1 to 1920 code for a protein of 639 amino acids. The transcript has a single exon. The record is from RefSeq and is a predicted model, not a curated record.